Messenger RNA from Prosopis cineraria, 2149 nucleotides. RefSeq names its product protein TRIGALACTOSYLDIACYLGLYCEROL 1, chloroplastic-like. Lineage: Eukaryota; Viridiplantae; Streptophyta; Magnoliopsida; Fabales; Fabaceae. The coding region runs from base 861 to 1925 and encodes 354 amino acids. Gene Ontology annotation, cellular component: ATP-binding cassette (ABC) transporter complex. The transcript has 6 exons. Gene Ontology annotation, biological process: phospholipid transport. The record is from RefSeq and is a predicted model, not a curated record.
CAAGUCUGCGGUUUGAACGAAUGCCAAGGAAGUGUUAAGCUCGCUGCGCCUGUUAUGAUUAAUAUUACUAGAGGAAAAUACCCUUGUCUUAGAAGAGUUGAUCUUCAUACCUGAUGCCUCGCAGAAGAUCUUCGGGCCAUUAUUUAUGAUCCCUACUUGCUCCGAUGAAGCUUCUUCAAAGAGUAUAAUAUCAUCUGUAAAGAAUAAAUGAGAGAUAGGCGGUCCAGUCUUAUGCAACCUGAUAGGCUUCCAAUUUAUCGUGUCUUUCUUUCUUCUACUUCUCCUUUUGUUUUCUCUAAAUAUGGCUUUCAAGUUUUCAUUCUCAGAUAAAUAACUAUCCCUCUCUCCAAAAUGAAGACUCAAAUUUUCAUCCAUGAAGCCAUCAAUUGCUUAUCUAGAUUCAUUGUUAAUUGACGGCUGUGAUGUUUUUUAAAUAAUCACGCGGUGCGCAUCUUCGUGCUGCUUACAUCCUGAGGUGCAAGCUGCAAAAAAGCCCUUCGCUGUUUUCAAUCGUCUUUGUCAGGCGAGAAGAAACCAAAGCAUCUCUUUAUUCUUCUUUUCACUGUUUUCCUUUUGUGCUUCCACACUCUUCCUUUCAUCAAUUCAUGGUCGAUACUGUGGAGGUCGAAGAUAACUUGUAAACUCUUAUUAAUCUCCGUGAUAUGCCUUUUCAGCAUCUCUGACGAGUUGCUACUGUGGGAUCUUGAAUCCAAUGGUUCAGGUGGGAUGUAGGAUGCAGAGCAUUCUAAUGUGUCAAGACACUCACGAUUCAUAACUUUCCUAGGUCAGAUUGUAUUCUGCAAACAGACAUUGGACUAUCCUCCAAAUUCAAUUAGAUUCUGUAAAUCAAGAAUCCAACCAUGCAAACAGCAUCAUAUAGCCAUCCUUUAUUCUAUAUCACUUGCAGAAACUUCUCAAAUGUGAAGACUAGUUCAUUAAGCUUUCAUGCAUCAAAUCACUCUCAACUUUUUCCCGAAUUUGCAUUCAAUAGGAGAACACAGAAUCAUACAUUUCCCACUCCCUUGAAACAGACCAGGCUGUUGGUUCUUCCAAACACAAGCGAUGGCUACCCAUCUGCUUCUGCAACAGAUGAUGAAAUAAACUCAAACCAUGCUCCUAAUGGAAGAUCAGACACAAUUCUCAGCAAUUGGUCUCCUCCAAGGUACUUGUGGAGGGGAUUAUCAGUUCCUAUCAUUGCAGGACAGGUAAUCAUGAAGAUUUUGAAGGGAAAGAUUCAUUGGGUGAAUACUCUUCAACAAUUGGAGAGAGUUGGUCCGAAAUCAGUUGGGGUCUGUCUCUUAACUUCUGCAUUUGUUGGCAUGGCAUUUGCAGUGCAAUUUGUCAGAGAAUUCACUAGGUUAGGAUUAAACAGAUCAGUUGGUGGUGUUUUAGCUCUGGCUUUCUCAAGGGAGCUAAGUCCAGUAAUUACAUCAAUCGUGGUUGCUGGUCGAAUCGGAAGUGCUUUUGCAGCAGAAUUAGGCACUAUGCAGGUUUCUGAACAAACUGACACAUUGAGAGUUCUUGGUUCUGACCCUGUUGAUUACCUGAUAACUCCAAGAGUGGUUGCCACAUGUAUUGCCCUACCUCUUUUGACUCUACUAUGUUUUACACUAGGAUUGGCCUCUAGUUGCGUCCUUGCUGAAGGUGUUUAUGGUGUGAGCAUUAACAUUAUCAUGGAUUCUGCUCGGAAAGCUCUCAGAUCAUGGGAUAUCAUUAGUGCAAUGAUCAAGUCGCAAGUUUUUGGUGCCAUCAUAUCGAUAGUGAGUUGUGCAUGGGGAGUCACCACUCUAGGUGGUGCUAAAGGUGUUGGAGAAUCAACAACAUCAGCUGUGGUUCUCUCUCUUGUGGGCAUAUUUAUUGCUGAUUUUGCUCUUUCUUGUUUCUUCUUCCAAGGAGUAGGAGAUCAGCUAAAGAAUUGCAUAUAAGUUGCUAUUGGUAUGCCUGCAACUUUGCACUUAUUAUCAUUAUUAUUAUUAUUAUUUUUUUGUCUGAUGCAACUUUGCUUAUUUAUACAAAGUGAAUCUUCUGUUCAAUUCGCCUGCUAUAUCAUGCAUUGAUUCUUGUCUUUUAUCAAAACCUUCCUUAGAAAGAUAUAUUGUGGUUUCAUGAAUCAUGUUCUAUUCUGGAAGCAAUUAAGAUAAUUUCUAUU